UUAAAAAAAAAUUAAAAUGCGUCAUCCUUUGAAUAAAAGAAGCCCAUUUCGCACACAUAGAGCCAUUUUAUGUUUAAUCUCUUCACAUGAACAUCGAAACAAUGACUUCGAGUGAAAUCAACGAAUUUUUCAAAAACCAGACAGUUUUUCUUCUUGGUGGAACCGGUUUUUUGGGAAAAAUCGUAAUCGAAAAACUCCUUCGAUUGGACCAAAUUGCAAAAAUCUACAUUUUAGUGCGUCCCAAAAAAGGGAAAAGUGUCGACGAACGUUUCUGCGAAUUGUUCAAUUUUCCGUGUUUUGAGCGUUUGAAAAAUAAAAAUCCCCAAUUUGGAAAAAAAAUUGCUUUGGUGAGUGGUGAUUGUGAACAACCGAAUUUGGGAAUUUCACAAGAGACUGAAGAUGUCCUAAUUGCCGAAACAAGUAUCGUGAUACAUGCCGCUGCGAACGUCAAGUUUGACCAACCUUUGCGAACUGCGACUUAUAUCAAUGUUAGAAGCACACAGGAUUGUAUCCAUUUGGCUAAGAAAAUGCCAAAUUUGAAAGCUUUCAUUUAUGUAUCCACAGCUUACUCCAAUUGUCCCUAUUUUGACAUCGAUGAAACGUUUUAUGAACCUGCAAUGACCCCUAAAAAUUUACUUUCAGUUGUAGACUCUUUAGAUGACAAAACUUUGGACAAAGUAACUCCAGGAUUAAUGGGCAAAUGGCCCAACUCUUAUGUCUUCACCAAAACCAUAGCUGAGGAUUUGAUCAAAUCUGAAGAAAAAAAUCUUCCAAUAGCAAUAGUACGACCAGCGGUAAUAAUGUCAAGUGUUAAGGAACCUAUGCCUGGAUGGAUUGACAGUUUCUACGGCAUUACAGGAGUGACAGUAGCUAUAGCUUUAGGAGUCGUCCGAAGUUUGUAUUGCCAAAAAAAUGCAACAGUACAUUUGGUACCUUGCGAUUACGUUUGUAACAUAAUCCUGGCAUCAGCAUGGCAUGUGGGCCAACAAAAGUCUAGAACACUUACCAUUUAUAAUUACGUCGGUUCAAACACAAAUGCAGUGACUUGGCAAAAAUACAACGAUUUGAUCGAGAGAUGCGCUUGGGAUUACCCAACGACCAAAGCUGUGUGGUACUAUGGUUUCGCAUUCACCGAUAAUAAAUUUUAUCACGACUUACAAACGUUUCUUUUCCACACUGUUGUAUUUUCUUUAGUCGAUUUUAUUCUACAAUGUAUGGGAAAAAAACCAAUUGCUGUUCAAAACAUAAAACGAUUAGAUCUUGCCUUGAACCUGGUGACUUAUUUCACGAUUAAUUCCUUUAGUUUCAAGCAUGACAAUGUUGACAAACUUUGGAAACAAAUGAAUGAUCAAGAUAAAAAUUUGUACAGUUUUGACAUGAGCACACUCGAUUGGAGUUCUUAUAUCAGGUCGUUCGUGAUUGGUGGAAGGGUCUACCUCCUGAAGGACCCUCUGGAGACUAUUCCCGAGGGACAUAAGAAGGUGCAAUUUCUAGCUGUUGCGUACUACUUCACAAUGGGGGUGUUAAUUUGUCUCAUUUAUUUUUUCAUCAAGUUUGUUUUAAAACUUGUGCUUUAAUUCAAUACAGGUUACUACUGCUAUGUCUAAAUCUAAUACUAGAUGUCGCGCGAAUGUCAAUCCAAAUAAAACAAAAAAAUUUUUGGGGCGAGUUUUUAAAUAAAUAAUAAUUUUUUCGC
Molecule: messenger RNA, 1696 nt
Organism: Tribolium madens (black flour beetle)
Lineage: Eukaryota; Metazoa; Arthropoda; Insecta; Coleoptera; Tenebrionidae
Product: fatty acyl-CoA reductase wat-like
Exons: 7
Coding region: 87-1577 (496 amino acids)
Biological process (GO): long-chain fatty-acyl-CoA metabolic process
Cellular component (GO): peroxisome
Molecular function (GO): alcohol-forming very long-chain fatty acyl-CoA reductase (NADP+) activity
Source: RefSeq, a predicted model, not a curated record